Molecule: messenger RNA, 1535 nt
Organism: Melanaphis sacchari
Lineage: Eukaryota; Metazoa; Arthropoda; Insecta; Hemiptera; Aphididae
Product: coiled-coil domain-containing protein 6
Exons: 2
Coding region: 318-1187 (289 amino acids)
Source: RefSeq, a predicted model, not a curated record
ACCGACGGUCGACGAAUACGCCGAAUAAUAUCCGCGUCGUCUCUGUAACACAUACUUAGUAUAUAUUAAUAUAAUAAUCAUACAAGUAAUUUCUGUUACUUCGCACAUCAUACGACAUAACAUCGGUGCCAUCAGCUGAACAAUAUUAACGUACUUUUAUAGAGAAUAAAAACUUUACAUCCGAGUGAUAUCGCGCAUGACCCGCGACUAAACACUGACCGUCGACGACUGACUGACUUCUCACCGCCCCCUGUAGCGGUGAUACGACUCCGAAACCCUUACGGCAUCCGCAUCCGCAACAGGUCGCAGCGGUUAUUAUGGAUCUCACAUACUUGGUCGUCGCCGUAUUCGGAAUGUGCGUCUUGCGGCCGUGCAGUUCGCUGCCUGCAGCAGCCGCCGCCGCCGCCGCCGCUGCUCCUACGCCUACCCCAUCAUCACCAUCGCUGCAGGUCGCCGCCGCCGAACCGGCCGUCCACAAUGACAAAAGGUCCAGGUCGCUGUUCCAGUCGCCGCCGCAGGCUCCGCACCAGUACCAUCUCCACGCCGGCGGUGCGGUCGAUCUGUACGAUGACGUGAUGAACGACUUACCGUAUUACCUGCAGCACCAACAGCACCAGCACCAGCAACAGCAGCAAUUGUUGCAGGACCCGACCGGCGAGGACGAUCUGAGGAUGACCGUCGACGAGGACGACGACAACGGCGAAAACGGCGUCGGCCAGGACAUUAUGCGGCUGUCGAGCCGGGCACGACCCGCCAAGCCCGACUCGCCCAUGUACUUUAUCCGGUUACCGCCGCAACCGUACAUGUACGUGCCCGGUUACGGUUACGUCAGCCAACCGACCCGGUUGGAACCGCCGCCGUUCACGCAGCGGCCGCACUCGCCGUUCCUGAACCUGCCGCUGAGCUACGUGUCCAACGCCAAGCCCGUGGGCAUCUACACGCUGCCGCAACAGCACCACCAACAGCAGCAGCAGCAUUUGUCGGUCAGGCCGCCGAAACCCAACAGACGUCCACAACCGUCACCCACGCCACCGCCUCCGCCGCCGCAGCAACAGCAACCGGAUUCGCCCAUCUACAAUCUGGACAAAGGUCCGUACGUGUUCAACGGCCGUCCGACCGACGUUUUCCUGUUGCAGAGCGCAUACGACAACUUGUACUCUGAAGUGUUGCAAAACAUUUACCCAUAAACGACCGUCGCGCGAUUUAUCACGGACGAUACGAGACAAUAUAUCGUUAUAAUUAUUAUAAAACAUUGUAAUUUAUUAUUAUGAUUAUUAUUAUUAUUAUUAUUAUUAUUACUAUUAUUAGUCAUUAAUCGCAACGCCGAGCCUCGACGCCGACCGCCGUCGUGAUCGUCUAAGAAGACUAUCUGUUCACGUGAUCUUACGAAUCAAAAACAUAAAAAUUAAAUAAUAAGAGAUACGGACGCGACCGCUGAUGUAAAUAAUAUACACAUCAAACUGGAAUGACAACGCGCGUAUUCUAUUAUAAUUAUUUAUUAUUAUUUUCUUACUUUUUAUUGUUAUUAUAUAUUU